UGUCUGCUCGUGAUGCUAGCUCUGUACCUGCUUCCUCUGGUCAGCAUGACGUAGAGCCAUUACCUCAAGAGGAUUAUCAAGAACUGACUCCUCACGAGGAAGAGGACAUUGAAUCAUUGUUAGGACGUGAUAAUGCCAUCCAAGAUGCCACUUCACUAAUGGAGAACCUUACAGAGGAACUAGCUCAACUGGACCAGGGCAACAUCCACUCUCUGAUGGACUCGGAGAGUCAGAUACAAGAGCUCAUGGAGAGACUAGAUCAAGGCGUGGUGGAGAUUGAUAGAAUGGAUAUGAAGAUGAAUGUGUAUGAUCAGUUGUUGGGCACAGUACGCGAUGCCAUGGGCAAACUAGGAGGCCAAUAUUCUCAUAUCCUCUGUCAGAACAGUAACCUCAAGUCAUUGUUUGCUGAAGUGGAGGGUCUUGUGACCCAACUAGACCUUGACCCCCGAGUGGAGGAAGUGUUACUACAUGAGUCACUAAGCAGUCCUAGUGAGAUCAGAGAUUGUGAACUAGCUGCUGCUAGUCUACAGAGCUCUCUACAACAAGAGCUGCCAUCAGGAGUCGAUGUACUACAAGCUGUCACUGAACAAACUGAAGCAUUCCACAAUCUCUCUGCUGCCUUUGGAAGACGUCUAUACACUCACUUGUCUGGCCUCUUCACUCUGAACGCGGCCAUGAUGUUGGACAAUGCUCAUGUUAGGCACACUGUUGGACCAAGCAUCACCAGUCAUAGUCAAGUGCACUCUGACCUUCUAGGCUACUCUAAACUCAUGUGCUGGCUCAAAGAAUGUGAGCCAGUGAGGUUCAGUGAAGUGUUGGAGGCGUACCUACGCAGCUUUCGCCCUGUAUAUGAGGAGGAGAUAAGAGCAGUGUUUGCUGAGAGCAAGACAAUGCUUGGUCGUGUGUCAGAGGGCAAGAAGGGAUUGUUGGGAAGGACAGGCUCUAAUAUGGACAUGCUGCGACCUAUCUCUGGCUCUAUGAUGAUGCUCUCUCACGCACGUGACAAAGGUGGUAUUAAUCAAUCGUUUGCUGACUUUGGUGCCACUGCUGGCCUCAGCCCAGACCACCCAAACAAGCCAAGGUUUGACCAGGUGUUUGACACAGUCCUGGAACAGCUUCAACCUGUGUGUGUGUCUGAGCAGAAGUUCCUCACUUCAUUCUUCCACUUUGCUAAGCGAACUGCUUCUUUUGUUGAGGAUGAUGAUAUUAAUGAAGUGGAUGGUUUGGAUGGUCCACUGAGAGAUGAUAGUGACCUGGGGCUAGAUGGAGUGCAAGGUGUACUGGGGCAGUUACUGGCGAUACUACUGCCAGAGAUUGAGGCCUUUAUAGCUCAUGGAGAGAGAAUGGACAGCUACAACGCACUGCACUUGUUGGUGAAUGUGAGUCAGAGACUAAUGUUUGCCCUGGAGUCUGGAGGAAGAGUCAUGUCCUACCUUGAUGAAACUCUCAAGAAAGCUUUGCUAUACAUCAAACGCCUCUUUGACAAGCUCAUUGUGAACAAGCGUCGUCAAAUAGAGGAUAUGAAGGUACCUCGUGGAGCUAAGGCUGGUGUGCUACCUUGUGUGCUCUGGUUCAAGGACUUUGCAGAGAGGGCAGAGAGCAUUGUGAUGGGCACUGAUCGCAGGGCUGAUCUGGACAAGGCUUAUCAGACACUCACGGACGCACUGUUUAAGACCAUCGACAGAGUGGCCACUGAACAUCAGAAAACUCCUAAUGAUGUCAUCAAAUUUGAGAACUACCACACACUAGUGGAUAUACUUUCUAGACUCAAGAUCAAUUGUUUGGAGGUCAAGAGAGACACAGCCAAAAAACGCUAUCGUUCUCAUAAGAAGAUCUAUGUCAAGAACUGUCUUGGGAGACCUCUAGACAAGCUGAGCGCAUUCUUUGAAGGUGUGGAGAGCUUACGUGCUGCAGGAACCAAGGCAGAGGAAGUGGGCUAUCGCCUUGACUACUCACGUAGUGAACUCAGAAAGUGCAUCAAAGAGUACCCAGGAAAAGAGGUUAAGCGUGGGCUAGAGAAGCUGUAUCGUCGUGUUGAGAAGGAGGUAUCGGACUCUGACCUCCAGGUUGUGUGGGGGGCCAUGCAAGAAGCUUUCAUUGAACAAGCACAGAGAUUUGAAGCUCUGAUUGCAGAAUGCUACCCUGGAGCCAACAUAUCAUUAGACUUCACUCUGGACAACCUAGCGGAGUACUUUGCCAGCAUCUCUGCUCAGA
Messenger RNA from Halichondria panicea, 2214 nucleotides. Its product is annotated as exocyst complex component 1-like. NCBI's taxonomy places the organism in Eukaryota, Metazoa, Porifera, Demospongiae, Suberitida, Halichondriidae. Gene Ontology annotation, cellular component: exocyst; plasma membrane. Gene Ontology annotation, biological process: Golgi to plasma membrane transport; exocytosis. Gene Ontology annotation, molecular function: phosphatidylinositol-4,5-bisphosphate binding. The record is from RefSeq and is a predicted model, not a curated record.